AUGGCAGAAAACCGACAAUCACGUCAAAAAUACCGGGCGAUAACCAAGUCGAUAUUGGCUUCUUUCGCCUUCUUUGAGUUAUCUUACUUGGUUACCGGUGUAGUUAUCUUGGUUCUUGGUGCCACGUGGUUCAUGAUGAAGGGCACAUAUUUGCAUAGCAUAGUGAUAACGGAAAAUUUAAUUGAAG
This is a messenger RNA of Acaulospora morrowiae, 187 nucleotides long. NCBI's taxonomy places the organism in Eukaryota, Fungi, Glomeromycota, Glomeromycetes, Diversisporales, Acaulosporaceae. The record is from the annotation of a GenBank genome assembly.